UUGAUAAGUUGCAGCAGCAGACAGCUGAGAACAGAAAAGCAGAUCUAUCAUAGAAUACUCAAUCAAGAAACAAGCUCUCCGCCACCAUGGCUCCCCGCAUUCUCCGCCUCUCUCAGCGAGGCUCUGCCAGACUAGAGCCUCUAAUUCUCCCCUUCUCUCUCGUCCUAAUUACUCUCCUAGGAACGCUCGCCCUGCUGGCGCCGUCGGCGAGCGCCACCUUAAAGCUCGGCCCGUACAUCCCGCCGGGCGCUACGGACAACCGCGGCCCGUGCCCGGGCUUCAACACGAUGGCGAACCACGGCGUGUUUCCGCGCGACGGCUCCGCCAUUCCGCGCAAGCGUAUCGUGAACGCGUUCCGCAAGUUCUACUCCUUCUCCCCGUCGCUCACCAAUACCAUCCUCAACUCCGCCUUCGCGCAAGGCGUGGGGGACAAAGCCGCGCAGACGAUCGAUCUCGUGCAGCUCCGCGCGCACAACAAGAUCGAGCACGACGUGUCGCUGGUCCGCGACGACUUUUACCUCGGUAACAACUACCUCGUUAACGAGACGCUCUUCAACCAGAUGCUGAGCUUCUCCGCGACCAAGAAAUUCCUCACGAUGCGCGAGCUCGGGCGCUUCCGCAAGCACCGCUGGUGGUCGUCGCACGUGCUCAACCCGGAGCUGAGCUUCGACACCAACCGCCAGGCCGUCGCGUUUUCCGAGGCCGCGGCGCUCGCAGGCGUGUUCGGCGGGCGGCUGCGCCUGUACGCGGUGCCGGUCGAGUAUCUUAAAGCCUUCAUGCGCGACCAGCGGUAUCCCGGCAACUUUCGCCCGCCGGUCAUUCCGCUCACGUUCCCCGAGCUGAUCUUCGUGGCUGGGCGGAUCAAGCUCGCCGCUUCGUGGCCUUAACUAUGCGCGAUGCGGGGAUAGAAGAUGAUGAUGGGUUGGAAGCUGGAUCCGUACAGAAUUGCAUGCGCCGGCGCUCAUGGGAUGACAGGCGCGGCGUAAACUCCUCCUAGCUUCGUGGAUCCACCCGCAUUUCCAUGGCCGGUGCAUUCCCCGGUUCUUUUGGGGGGAAAGGGUCGGGGGGGAAGCGGGAGGGAGGCAGAUGGGGGAAGGCGGAUGGGGGAAAGGGUCUGGGGAGGUGAAGGGGGGGAGGGGGCAGCGGAAGACAUGUUUCUAGUGUCUGCGGUCUACCCUAGCUUGUAGGACAACGUCUUACGCUGUUGCCUGAACUGACUGACCCCUAUCUUGGCAGUUUCGGUAACAGCGUUCGGCUGCUAAUCCACAGAGUAGUCAUACCGCAUAACAAUGAUAUGAGCCACUUUAUUAUCUUCCUCUUACAUCGCCAUACAAUCUCUUACACAUCUG
Messenger RNA from Closterium sp. NIES-67, 1349 nucleotides. Lineage: Eukaryota; Viridiplantae; Streptophyta; Zygnematophyceae; Desmidiales; Closteriaceae. The record is from the annotation of a GenBank genome assembly.